AUGUCGACAGGAACCUCCAAGCAGGUACUGAGUAUAGAUCGAGGUAUACCUGUUCUAGGGGAGGAGAACUUUGAUGAUCCGUUCUUGAACCAGCUCUCUGACGCUGAACUAUCCGGACUCCAUCAGACAACUCCUGACUAUUUCUCUGACUCUUCGAACCAUUAUCAACAACCAGAGGUUUCUACAAACCCCAGUGACCUCACAUCACCCUCUUCCCAACUAGAUUUUCUGAGCUCUACCGAACACACUGAGCACGGUCUGAGUGAUUUCACACGCUUGACUUCGCCAGACUUUGAUGCUUCUUUCUUUGCCUCUGCAGACCCUCAUUUGAAGGCAGAAGUGGCGGAUGAUACUAGGGUGCUCUGGGUCAACCCUCAUGAUAUCGACAAGAAUUCACCUGACGGAAAUAACUAUACGCCACAGAAGAGAUAUGUCGGAGCUGGGACUGGGGCUUCGCAGCUUCUGAGUCCUGUACCCACAAAUACACCAAGUCCCAUUAUUAACCCACAGGUUGAUCAGCGUGGGCAAUACUCAACCAACGAACAAACCGCCGUCUCCCCCCAGUCCAUGACGGGUGACAAACCGUCACGAAUGACUGCCACCUCGUCCCAUAACCCACCUACACUCAUCACCCCCAAUAAUACGAGCAAGUUGCACCCUUCAAAUAUCCAGCCUGGUAUGGAUCAUCAGGCCAGCCCUAUUGUGAAGGUAUCGAGCUUCACCCGAGGUGAUUCUCCAUCAAGAGCGGGCGACCAACUAAACCACGCAUCAAAGCAGUCCACAAUGGAUAGCGGACGCCUCUCUCCUGCCAGGGAGACCCGAGAAACCUUCUUCGAUAGCGAUGAUGAUGAAGAUGAAGAGGAAAACGACAACCAUAAUAACCAGAAGAAGCCCUUUUCAAUUCCACCUCCCGCAAGACGGCUUGAUGAUGGCAGUUGGUCCAAAAAUCCAACUACAGGACAUGGUGGACUGGACCCCACCGCAAGAGAAGAUGUUUACGUUCCAAGUUUAAAGGAGUUAGCUGCGCAACGGGAGAGAGAUGAGAGGAACGCCGAGGUUGCACAAUGGAUAACGCAUAGCGAAGCACAUGGCGAUGUUGAUGACAAUAAACUUUGGAACUUCCGGUCGCGGCGCAAAAACAAGUCUGAUAAGAACAAACGGCGGGCUAAGAGCGCGGGAGACCCUUUCUUAGGCGCACAAGACGGUUUCAGUUCUAGGUUUGCGUAUCAAGAUUUUGACGACUCUGCCAUCCCCGGCCCUGGAGUGCUUAUUGAUGAGGAUAGUGGCAUGGAAGAUGAUGAAGAUGACUCCUCUGCUGCAUCAUCCAGUGUUCCAGAGUCACCUCCAGCCAGCGUCCAUCCCGAACUUGUGGAUGAUGAUGAAUAUAAUGCUCCUACUACUAUCCCUGAUGCAGAACUUGAGCCACUACCAAAUCAAUUUCUUCGCGCUCGUCCAUGGCAGGAUUCAAUAAGGAAUACCCGUGACGGCACCACAAAGUUCCAGCCUACAACAUCCAAUGCUGCUAUCAUGCGUUUCUUAAAACGGGCUGACAGUACCGACACUGCUUCUCGUGCUGCCACCUGGGGAACGCGCGGUCCUAGUGAAUGUGACGUUGAGAGUAUCAUUGGCCCGAACGGUCGGUUUAGCACAAUCCGAAUUAGUGAAAAGAAAAAGGACAAGCCUAUGAGGAGAAACAGCCUUCUUGAACACGCGAGAGGAUUUUUGCCCAAACGGAGCAAUAGUAGCUCAAAACGAAAACAUCAGCUGGAUUCGAGUCAACGAAGCCUAACACCAGAGCAACCACCUCCAUCCUCUUCUGAUGGCGCUGCACAAAGCACCAGCUCCCUUGUUCCUCAGCGCAAGUCCAGCUUUAACAAGGGCAACAAACAUAACACAGGAGGCGCUAUACUUGCAAUGACCGGACAAAUGGCUACCGUUGGGCGUGGUGGAGGUGUUGGUGUCCCGUCACCCGCGGUGACAGCUUCGAAUACUCCUUGGAGCCAUAUUAAACGACGCAGCCGAAGCAAAAGUGACCUCACCAAAGGUGAAGGUCCCGGAGGUUUACUUGACCUUAUAGGAACUCAUGGAGGACCGCCCAUCCCUACUCUUGCGUCCCCGAAACGAGAGAAGGGGGCCAGUGCAAGCCCUCUUCAAUCUAGAUCUCCUCACGAUAAACCCGAGGAAAAUGAUCUCGAAGGAGACGAUGACGAUGAUGAUAUGGGCAACGAAAAUGGAGUCACGAUGGAGUUCCCGGUUCGAUCUGACCCGAUUGUGCCAACGCUCGAAGGAUUCAAAACCCACGUCAGACAGCUCAACCCUCGACUGCAACCUGCAUUAAUCGAGAGAAUUGGGCAAGAACAAGUCCGGCGAUAUAAGAGAUUGGUCGAACUAAGGUUGAAGCACACACAAAACGUUAGCAAGAACAGCUGCAGUGCGGGAAAGCACUGCUUUGCCCAAGGAGGUGAAGCCGUCAUGUUACCACCUAGAACCAGCCCCAAAGACCCCGAAGCUACAUACGCUCAGUUCCAAGUUCCUGGAGCGGCGGUUACUCCCGAGGAUUUGGCAUCUUUUGGUGAAGGUGCUAUCACGCCCGCCUUAUUCCCCCCUGGGGUUCCUCUACCGCCUGUCAGGCGUCUUCCUGCCGAGUUUGAGUGCUCUCUAUGCUUCAAAGUUAGGAAAUUUUUGAAACCUUCCGAUUGGACAAAACAUGUUCACGAGGACGUCCAACCUUUCACUUGCACCUUUCCAGACUGCACAGAACCAAAAUCAUUCAAACGAAAAGCUGAUUGGGUGCGACACGAGAGCGAACGACAUCGCCAUCUAGAGUGGUGGACAUGCAACAUGCCAGACUGCUCCCAUACUUGCUUCCGCAAAGACAAUUUCGUCCAACAUCUUGUGCGGGAGCAUAAGAUGCCUGAGCCAAAGGUGAAAGCAACAAAGAUCAAGAGCAAAAAUCAGCAACAAGAUGGUAACGGCAACUCUCAUGAAGCCACUUCCCACGCCCAGGCCGUAGAGCAGGUUUGGAGGCUGGUCGAGAUUUGCCGCCAAGUUACGACUAAGCAACCGACGGACGAGGCCUGCCGGUUCUGCGGAAAUGUAUGCAAUAGCUGGAAGAAAUUAACAGUCCAUAUGGCUAAGCAUAUGGAACAAAUCGCAAUGCCCGUGCUGGAACUGGUUAACGAUAAAACAUCCAGUGGAGGUGCCAUUGGGUCUUUGGGCCACGCAGCGACUACACCACAAUCCCAGAGGAACAUGUGGACUCCAACCAACCACGCGAACCAUAGUGUAGAGAGCACGCAGACCACUCGUGCACCAAAGCCCAUUACCUACGGUACCGAUGCUCUCUUGACUGAGGCAUUUGGACUGCCCCGUGAGCCGGUACCCAGGGAAGCACCCCAGCAGCAAACCCCUGAAUACGCAGUCUUGUCGCGAGCCAACCUAAAGCAGCAGCAAUACUCAGUUGGGCGCUCAUACACCAUGUCUCCGUAUCUGCAAGCCCAACAACACUAUCAUCAAGCGCAGAGUCACACUCAUAAGCAAUACUCCAACCACCUCAAUUCCGCCUCGUACCCUCCGGCCUUCUCUACUCUGCCUCAAGACCAACAAUCCAUUAAUGGACUUCCCAUGCUCCAGCCCCUUGCAGAACAAGGAGAACCUGCUAUAUCUGGCAACGAUAUGUACGGCGAUAUGGGUGGCAUAUCUUCCAAUGCGCCAAUCCUAGACACUAAGUUCGAAGGGGAGCAAAUUUUCGCUUCCCCGGUCGAUAAUGGAUCUUAUAUGUAUGCGCCGACGGGCCAGGAGGGCUUAGAAUACAGCAUGGGUGAUAAUGGGAUGACCUAUCACCCCAUGAUGAACACCGUAAAUGGUGGAUUCAUACAAAAUCCGCAGUAUAAUCAUGGGAGCUAG
Messenger RNA from Trichophyton verrucosum HKI 0517, 3906 nucleotides. Its product is annotated as C2H2 finger domain protein, putative. The transcript has 2 exons. Lineage: Eukaryota; Fungi; Ascomycota; Eurotiomycetes; Onygenales; Arthrodermataceae. Bases 1 to 3906 code for a protein of 1301 amino acids. The record is from RefSeq and is a predicted model, not a curated record.